CUAAUCAUCCCACUCUUCCCUUACCUCCAUUCUCUUCUCUCUUCCCUUCCUUUCACAAAACAAAAACACCUUAUUAUUAUCAAUCUCUCUCUCUUGAGUUAUCUUGAUGGGUCUUAAUAAUCAAGAUGCUAGUAACAACUCAGGCCUUCAACUUAUUCUAGGCUUAGCUCUUACUCUUACCAAACAAGACACACCACCAUCCAACAACAACGUUACAAAGCCUUAUUCCUCAAGUAAUCAUAACAACUAUGAAGCUGAACCAUCUUUAACGUUGGGUUUAUCCACUAAGAGUUACUAUGAAGAACCUCUUGAUUUUUCUACACAAACAAAUUCACCUCAUCACAGCGUUGUUUCCUCUUUUUCAAGUGGGAGGGUGAAGAGAGAAAGAGAUGUUAGCAGUGAAUUAGAAAUGGAAACAACGGAGAUGGAGAGAGUUUCUUCGAGAAUCAGCGAUGAAGAUGAAGACGGUGCCACUGCAGCUAGGAAGAAGCUUAGGCUCACCAAAGAUCAAUCUGCUAUGCUUGAAGAAAGCUUCAAAGAACACAGCACUCUCAAUCCUAAACAGAAGCAAGCUUUAGCCAGAGAGUUAAAUCUAACACCUCGACAAGUCGAGGUCUGGUUCCAGAACCGUAGAGCCAGAACAAAGCUGAAGCAAACAGAAGUGGAUUGUGAGUUCCUAAAGAAAUGUUGUGAAACAUUAACAGAAGAGAAUAGGAGGCUACAAAAGGAGGUGCAAGAAUUGAAGGCACUGAAACUAGUAAAACCCUUGUAUAUGCCUAUGCCAGCAGCUACCCUUACUAUGUGCCCUUCAUGUGAGAGACUAGGUGGUGGUGGUGGUGUUAAUGGUGGUUCUUCAAAUAAGACCAAUUUCUCUAAGCCUCACUUUUACAACCCCUUCACAAAUUCUUCAGCAGCAUGUUGAUUUGUUACUAAGAAAAAAUAUAUGAUAAAAGAAGAAAACAACAAGAGUGCUUUCCCUCACAACCUUUGUAUUUUUUUGGUUGAAGGGAAACGUAUGUCAACUAUAUAUGAAAGGGUUAAGGGUGUAAUUGAUUAAUACUGUGUAGAAACUGGUUAAGGAUCAAUAUUACUUUUUGUUCUUUUAUUUUCCUAUAUUCUAUGUUUGUAAAUUACUAUAUAGUAAACAUGGAUCUAUGAA
Molecule: messenger RNA, 1159 nt
Organism: Medicago truncatula (barrel medic)
Lineage: Eukaryota; Viridiplantae; Streptophyta; Magnoliopsida; Fabales; Fabaceae
Product: homeobox-leucine zipper protein HAT22
Exons: 3
Coding region: 107-922 (271 amino acids)
Biological process (GO): regulation of DNA-templated transcription
Molecular function (GO): DNA-binding transcription factor activity, RNA polymerase II-specific; sequence-specific DNA binding
Source: RefSeq, a predicted model, not a curated record